AGUGUGUGGCAUUACUGUCACAUGGCCUUUAGAUGGCGUCGAUGACCCUCGUUUUCACAUUUUGUCUCCAGUUUUGAGCCCUUUUCUGCCUCCAGGUGCUGCAGCUGAGCCUUUCCGCUCUCCGUACAGGAAUGUGGCGACCGCAUUACGUCACUUGUCCUGCCAGCAAGCGAGAAAAGCAGCUCCGUCCACCAGGAAUUUGGUCUUUGUAUUUGUGCGCAGCUUUAAAGGGGGGGAAUUAGUGAUUUUCCUGCUGAUGUAUUCAGAGCUGAGUGGAGGUCUGGGAUGUAAACGAGAGGCGACUCAUGACAGCUCCGCUGCUGCAGAAUGAGAAGCUUGUAGAAGGAGCACAAAUCUCGACGACGCUCUCGGUAGAGUCGAUGGAGGAACCAGAAAGUAACUGUUAUUGUGCGGGCUGUGGAGGAAAAAUUCAAGACUCAUUCCAGAUGAAGGUCCUUCAGGAUACCUGGCACAACGCCUGCUUUCAAUGCUCUGUCUGCUCUGACAACCUCACUAACUGGUACUAUGAGAAGGAUGGCAAGCUGUACUGUCAGAAACACUACUGGGAGAAGUUUGGGGAGCUCUGUCACGGCUGUUCGCUGCUCAUGACAGGACCUGCCAUGGUGGCUGGAGAACACAAGUACCACCCCGAGUGUUUCGUGUGUCUGAGCUGCAAGGUGAUCAUCGAGGACCGGGACGCGUACGCCUUGGUCGAGAGGUCCAAACUCUAUUGUGGAAAGUGCUACAAGCAGGUAAUCCUCACCCCCAUGUUGGAGAAACGCUCACACGACUCGAUAUUGUACUCCCUGCCGCACACGGUGACGCUCAUCUCGAUGCCGUCGGCGGCUAACGGGAAGAGGGGAUUCUCUGUGUCCGUGCUGAGGGACAUGAACGGCGCGGCCAGCGUUCAAGUCAAAGAGGUCAGAGGGAUGCUUAUCAGUCCAGAGGUGCGAAGUGCUAUCCACGUUGGAGACAGGAUCCUGGAGAUCAAUGGACUGCCUGUUGGGACGCUGAUGGAGAAAGAGGUGUACGAUCUGGUCCACCACACCAGUCACACGCUGCAGCUACUGAUAGAGUACGACCCGGUGAGGCAGCGUAUGGAUCAGCUCCGACUGGGCUCGCCUAGGGACCAGCUGGGCGUCCCGGCCACGUCCCGCAUGCGUCUGUCCUCGCCGUCCGACACGGUCCUGGAGAGGACAGACGAAGUUGACGAUGGCAUGCUGAAAAGGAGGUCUUUGAAGCGCAGUAACAGCAUCUGCAAGUCCCCGAACUCCCUGAAAGAGGCGCCAAUAAUCGCGAGAGACAUCGGUCGCUCUGAAUCCCUGAGAUCCUCCAGCAGCUGCUCUCAUCGCAUUUUCCGACCCUGUGACCUCAUCCACGGAGAAGUCCUAGGGAAGGGCUUUUUUGGACAGGCCAUCAAGGUGACUCACAAAGCCACUGGGGAGGUGAUGGUGAUGAAGGAGCUGAUCCGUUGCGAUGAGGAGACGCAGAAAACUUUUCUGCAGGAGGUCAAGGUAAUGAGGAGCCUCGACCAUCCACACGUACUGAAGUUCAUCGGUGUGCUGUACAAAGACAAGAGGCUGAAUCUGAUCACGGAGUUCAUCGAAGGAGGAACUUUGAAGGACUUCAUCAGAGACAUGGACACGUUUCCUUGGCAACAAAGAGUCAGUUUUGCAAAGAGCAUCGCCUCUGGCAUGGCUUACCUUCAUUCAAUGAGCAUCAUCCACAGAGACCUCAACUCUCACAACUGCCUGGUUAAACUGGACAACACUGUAGUGGUUGCUGAUUUCGGUCUGUCCCGACUCAUCGUGGAGGAGAAAGUCAAACCUCCUCCGGAGAAACCUUCAACCAAGAAGAGGGUGUUGAGGCGCCUUGACCGAAAGAAGCGGUAUACCGUUGUUGGAAACCCUUACUGGAUGGCUCCAGAAAUGCUAAAUGGUAAGCGCUAUGACGAAAAGGUGGAUAUUUUCUCUUUUGGGAUCGUUCUUUGCGAGAUUAUCGGAAAAGUGUACGCAGACCCCGAGUGCCUCCCCAGGACGCUGGACUUUGGCCUGAAUGUUGGCAAGUUUGUGGAGAAGUUUCUCCCUGAAGACUGUCCUCCAGCUUUCUUUCCCCUGGCUGUGGCCUGCUGCGACCUCACACCAGACAACCGUCCAUCCUUCCAGAAGCUGGAAGACUGGUUUGACGCCCUCUCGCUUUACCUGGAACUGGGAAUCCCUCUGCCGGCUGAACUGGACGAACUCAAUCAGAAUCUGAGUCAACUGUACUGGCCCAAGGAACCGGUCCAGAGCUCAGAGGAGCCCGCCACACCAACGGCAGCCUCUCCAGACUGCACCAGCAUGACGGACGAUGGCACCUAGGACUUGUGCCUUUGUGACACGUAGCUCACUCAUUCGCUCUCUGUGACGCCUCUUAACUACUGCACUAAUUCUGUGGAUGGGGGGGAAGAGGGAAACGGUGUUGAAACCGAGCCAAGUCAGAACUGGAUAACCUGAGAGAGCUGGACCGGUUGUCCUGUUUUUUUUUUUUUUGUUUUUUUUUUUAAACAUAACUCUUGAGUGCCAGUGAACUGCAGUGAGAAUGAAGAGACGCAUUUCAAAUUCCUAACUUUUGGUUGCUUAUUUUUGUUACUGUCUCCAUUUAAAAACACAGAGCAGUUCUUAAUUUUAAAGUUCACUUAGUUGUAGCAACAUAGGGGGGGGAUCUGUCCUUGUGAACAGAGACCUUUAUUAGGCAUUUUUGUCUUUUUUUCUGGCUCUGAUGGUGCUCAGUGUCUUGGGAACAUGAAUCCGUUCCACGCCUUAAAGAGGAGUUGCCCAACCUCAGCAAAACAAAACAAAGUUCUUUUGACAGUCAAAUCACAGUGCAGGUGAGGAUUGUUGGCACAGUCGUGUACAAAUGUACUCUCCACGUGUACAAAUGGAGAGAAAAAGAAAAGUAGUUCAGGAUUGUGGAACAAUUUCUGACAGACUUCUCAAGACAUUUAUAAUUUCAACUGGAAACUGAGUCAAAUUAGAAAAUUUUUGAUUUUAUUUUAUUUUUUUUAAGUCUGCCCCUGGGAGUAAAUUUUUAUUGAGUAGACAUAAAACAACUAUAUAUCUUUCCGUCUCUUGGGUUUCAGAAUAGUGGGAGAUGAAACAGUGCCCACAGAAAGACACUUAAUGUCUGAAAUUGGUUGAAAGGUGGUUAGAGUUGGGGUAACUUAGUCUGAGUUUCUUUACUCAGGCUAAAUGUAGAGGGGAAUCUGGGAUAAAAAAAAGUUCACAUUUCAACAGACUUUCUGGGUUAAAUAAAGACAAAAAGUUACUGCACUCAAAUAGCCAUAAAAAUGUGUACAUUGAUGCCCAGUGUUUAAAAAUUGAAAAUAUGCCUCUAGCCUUCCAGCUGUGACCAGUCAUUUAUUUAUUCCUAUUAUUGCUCAUUUUAUGAGCACUCAUUUAGGAACAGAGGUGAUGUCACACAGUGUGUGUGCGUGUGUGUGUGCUUUUCUCCACUAAAUUUUAGAUCCAGAUCAGUUUCCAUUUUAGCAUUAACCAUGAGAACAUUAAAAAAAUUAUAUUAACUCCUCUCUACUAAGAUUAAAAUCAGAAACCACUAAAAUCAUGCCUCUUUUAAACAAAACCAGUGACCUUUAUUUUGGUCAAUUUUUAGCUUAUGUGAACUUAUUUAAUGCUUCGAAAUCAUUUAUCAAAAUGGUGCCUACUAGUGUUUUAGUGCUUUUUCUAUUACAUGUAAACUUUUUUUGUUUUUAUUUAUUUAGGAUUUAUAUUUUUUUCUCUUGACAUUUGACCAAGAUUUUGUAAUUUGACGGAACUGCAUGGCUUUCUUUUGAAGCGUCUUUCCGUAAGAUGUGUGGAUGCCUGCAACACUGACCUGCACUGUGUGUGAACUCUGAAGAUGAUGCAAAACUAUUUUGCUGCAGAAAAAUCUGUACAUGUUGAGAUUUGUCAUAAGACGGUGAAGAUUCGUGUUUCUUCCAAGCUUCACUGAUCUCAGUUUGUUUCUUUGUAGUCUAAUGAAUUCCACUAAUUUUUCAGAAUAAUGAAGACUUCAUCAUUUUUGUUCUCUUUAGCAAUUCAGGACAAAGGCUUCUGUUGGACAUUAUGAAACAAACUCUGUAAAGUGGGACUUGUGGUGUUUUUUCUUCUGAAGCAAUGUAAAUAGUGUAUAUGUGAUACCUCUAAUUGGAUUGUGUAGAUUUUUCUGGGUUUUUUUUUUAUAUUAGACAUUUCGACAGCAUUUUGCUAUCGCCAAGCAAGGUACUGAAGACCAUUUGUAACCACUUUUAUUUAUAUCUCUGUAGUGUUUCGUAAAUAAAACUUCUGAACGUUGCUUUUUCAAA
Poecilia latipinna (sailfin molly) is the source of this 4342-nucleotide messenger RNA. RefSeq names its product LIM domain kinase 2 (gene limk2). The transcript has 16 exons. Gene Ontology annotation, molecular function: ATP binding; protein serine/threonine kinase activity; protein binding. The record is from RefSeq and is a predicted model, not a curated record. Gene Ontology annotation, biological process: actin cytoskeleton organization; protein phosphorylation. Bases 306 to 2360 code for a protein of 684 amino acids. Gene Ontology annotation, cellular component: cytoplasm; nucleus. NCBI's taxonomy places the organism in Eukaryota, Metazoa, Chordata, Actinopteri, Cyprinodontiformes, Poeciliidae.